GGAAAGGAAAGGACGCAUCGUUUUUUGCGGGAUGCUCUUGUGUAGUGAACGUCGCCACCAUAGAAACCUGGUGGCUCUCACCGCUGAUGGGGUGAAAUAGGUUACGAAGAGGUCCUGACGGUGGACCGCAGUGCUAUUUUUCAUCCUGGAGGGUGUAUGCCGUGAUAAUACAUGUUAGUGAAAAAUGCAAGGGGUGACGGUGACGGGAGAAGCGCCCACAUUGAACGGGGGCGGAAGGGAGGAGCAGCGUCCUCUCAAGCAGUCCCUGAGUGGUUCACUGUGCAGAGAGUCCCACUGGAAGUGCCUGCUGCUCACCUUGCUCAUGUACGGCUGCUUUGGCACGCUAGGCUGGUGCUCCCUAUACCGCAUCACCGUAAUUACUUUUGAUGACCAAGCCUACUUCUACAAGGGUAAUGCCCGACUAUACCAUGACAGCCCAUGUUCCAACGGCUAUGUCUAUAUACCUGUAGCCUUCCUGGCCAUGCUGUACAUCGUCUACUUGGUGGAGUGCUGGCACUGCUACUCUAAAACAGCUAACCUUGCUCAGGUGGAAAUCAGUGAGGUGUAUGACAGGAUUCAGAGGUUGCAACAAGCCACACCCUGCAUCUGGUGGAAGGCCAUCAGCUACCAUUACGUACGCCGUACCAGACAGGUGACGCGCUACCGAAACGGAGACGCCUAUACGACUACACAGGUGUACCAUGAACGGGUCAACACGCACGCAGCAAGCUCCGAGUUUGAUUACUCACGUCUCGGUGUCAAAGACGUUUCAAAAGAGCUUCAGGGCCUGUUGGAACAUCCUGUCACUCGCUUGCGCUUCACCAAGUGCUUCAGCUUCGCCAGCGCCCGCGCGGAGACCGGCUACCUCACGCAGCGAGCACGCUUCUUCGGGGACAAUGAGGGUCUGGAUGAUUACAUGGAAGCACGGGAGGGCAUGCACCUUAAAAACGUCGACUUUCGGGAACACAUGCUGGCGUUCCCAGACCCAUCACGACCGCCCUGGUACACCAGACGCUGGGUCUACUGGCUGGCCUCAGCUUUCCUGCUAUCAUGGCCUCUUCGUGUUAUUGCCGAGUACCGUACUGCAUACGUCCACUACCAUGUCGAGAAACUGUUCGGCGAGAACGAGGACGCAAAUGAUAAUGAUAAUACGGAGACAGGUAAUUACUGUACAGGUUUGGAGCAUGGCACUGGGGGUCCCACUCUGCGGAUCAACACAGUGGAUAUGACUGAACUGGAAUGGCACAUUUGUUGUAACCAGCAGAUGGUACCUAGCUACUCCGAGGCCUUGCUUAUGGAUUUGGAUAUGAAUACAAACACACCCUUGUCGGUUGCAAUGGCUGCACGUAUGCGACGCAAUUCUAGCUACUUCCUUCAGAGCUGCCCCAGGUGCCGGCGCUCAACAAGCAGCUCUUCACUCCCUUCCUGGUUUAGAGGGAACAUGGCUGCAGGGACAAACUCAUUUCCCAUUAGACCCGGCGGUAGGCUUUCCCUUAGUCGCAGUGGUUUCUCUCUCGGCCGGUUGCAUACUGCAAGAAGCCGCCAUCCCUGCCUGUUUCACUCGAGAAGCAUCGGAGGUGGGAUGGGCGGCCGUGUGGAGGACGGUGGUGGGGGUUUCCUUGGUCUUGGGUUUAGAGUGCCAGAUGAGGAGAGGAGGGGUGUUUUAGAGAGUGAGGGGCUAGAAGAUGACGACGUCGAGGAGACAGGCCAGGAACAAGUGGAAGAGAGAGAGAACGGAGAGGCCAGGGAGGAUGGGAGAGACAGGCCACCCACUUACCAAGAUGCUCUGUACUUUCCUGUGUUAAUCAUUCACGGGGAAGAGAGCUGUCAUGGGGGGCAUGGCAUUGACACAGGUUAAAAGAACCAAUAUGAUGUAAAGAAUGAUUGAAGUGGCUUAUGAGAAGUAGAGGCAGAAUGUCAUCUGGGUGCAAACAGGAGACAAGGAAACUGAGAAGUCGAGGAAGAGAGGGGAGCUUCACCAGAACCAGGAUAGAAAAGUUGA
Molecule: messenger RNA, 2002 nt
Organism: Carassius auratus (goldfish)
Lineage: Eukaryota; Metazoa; Chordata; Actinopteri; Cypriniformes; Cyprinidae
Product: transmembrane protein 151A-like
Exons: 2
Coding region: 185-1858 (557 amino acids)
Source: RefSeq, a predicted model, not a curated record